UUGUGAAACAUGGAAGACUGACUGGACAUAUCAAUGGGAGAUGACGCCGACCAGGAAGUUCAGGCGACAUGCGGGGGAGAAUGUUGCGGCAAAACGACGACCGAAGACCCCUCACCCAAGUCUCGAUGAGGCACAAUUGCAAGCUGGGAUGCACUUCUAGGGCAAAGCACAUGUCAGACAACGGCGGAAUGCAACAACCACGGUGGAAUGCUGCGCGCUUCCAGGGUAACGCGAUGAGGCCGUUGGUUCGAUAAGGAAAUGGUGAGGAAAUUUUCCACCGUCGAAAGCUGACAGAGAUUUACACAGCUCGGAAAAAAAGUUUGUUAUGUAAAAGUGUGAAAAAGCUCGACCACCGAAGAAGACAGCGAUGGGAAAUACGGAAAGUAACGUUACCAGUGGUGUUAAGAAGCAGGCCGGAGUGUCCACCCAGGCGCUGUACAAGUUCGUCAAUCUGAAGGGUGGUGGUCUUCUGGUGGACAUGAUGAAACGGGCGAUCCAAAACAAACAGUACGCGGAAAUUGACCACGCAAUAAAGACAAAGGUUGAGCCGUUCCUAUACAACAAGGGCAAAGGAAAAUAUAUCCCGGUGGCUCAGUUGGUUUUACUGCGGAAUCGCGAGAGGCCCAGACACAAACAGUUACCGGAAAUUCGGGCCAUGGAGAACCCCGAAGAGGAUUUCGACAUCGAUGCUGCCUGUCCGGAUGUAAGCGAGGCCGAAUACCAGAGGAAUCCUGCGGGCUACAGGGAGGUGUGUUGGAACAUUAAGGAACGUGGAGCCGUCGGCGAAACUAUUCUCCAUCUUUGUCUACUGAACGCCACUUCGUUGCACGCUGACCUAGCCAAACGCUUGUUAAGGUUUUACCCCAAGCUCAUCAAUGAUGUUUAUAUGUGCGACGAAUACUAUGGAGAGAGUGUGCUACAUCUGGCGAUCGUCAACGAAGACCCAGCGAUGGUGAAAUAUCUUCUAGACAGUGGAUCCGAUGUGGAUGAGAGAUGCUGUGGGACAUUCAUGUGUCCCGAGGAUCAGAAGGCAACCCGCUUCGAUACAAUUGAAACGGAGAUUGUGGGCGUUCUUCCGAUGACCAACUACGAUGGAUACGUUUACUGGGGAGAAUAUCCACUCAGUUUUGCAGCGUGUUUGGGCCAGGAGGAAUGCUAUAGGUUGGUACUUGCCCGGGGAGCAGACCCUGAUAAUCAAGACUCGAAUAGGAACACUGUCCUGCAUAUGUUGGUAAUUUAUGAAAAGGUUACAACAUUCGAUAUGGCGUACGAGGUAGGAUCCUCGCUAGAUAUUAGAAAUCUACAGAAUUUGACGCCAUUGACGCUGGCAGCGAAGCUGGGUCGCGUUGAAAUGUUUUUCCACAUCAUGAACAUUGAGCGGGAAAUUUACUGGCAGUUGGGAAGUAUAACUUGCGCCGCCUAUCCGUUGGCAAUGCUCGAUACGAUUAACAUAGCUACAGGUCACAUCAAUAAGGAUUCAGCAUUGAAUUUGGUGGUAUUUGGCGAUAAGGACGAACAUUUGGAUUUACUGGAAGGAGUAUUGAUCGAUCUAUUGAAAACCAAGUGGAACACGUUCGUCAAGGACAAAUUUUAUAGACAAUUUUUUAUAUUCUUUUGGUACUUUUGCGUAUCAUUGAUAAGCUUUACACUGAGGGAUGGUCCAAUGAAGCAAGAGGAUGCGGAUACUAAUCGGACAACCACAAGCGUUCAGGCAAGGAAUUUUACCAUCGCCGAUCUUGCGAAUGCAACGAUCCCAACCGCCCUGACGACGGAUGUUAGUGGAAAGAUCGUUAGUUUCAAUUCGAGUGAAACGGGGUUUGAUCCGUCGAUGAUCGGAAACAGUAUGUUCUUCGACUCCAAAUGUCCAACGAUGGCCUACGAUGGAUUACAGGGUAAACUCCGAUUGAUUUCGGAGAUAAUAAUUCUGAUGGGUGCGUUUUUCUACUUGAUUGCCGCUUUGCGGGAGUCACGUUUCCUUGGAAGGAAGAUGUUUAUAGAGAAUUUGAUGACUGCUCCUUCAAGAGUAAUGUUUUUAUUUUCCUGUUGCAUAAUGAUGGUUGUCCCUUUCCUGAAAGUUUUGUGUUUCACCGAGCUCGAAGAUCAUGUCGUGGUUGUGAUCAUGCUGACAACGGCUCCUUACUUUCUCUUCUUCUGUCGAGGAUUCAAAACCGUCGGGCCCUUCGUUGUGAUGAUCUAUCGCAUGGUGAUGGGAGAUCUGCUCCGGUUCGUCGUUAUUUAUCUGGUGUUUGUCAUGGGUUUCUCGCAGGCAUACUACAUUGUGUUCUUGUCCUUCAAGGGUGAAGAGGAUAGCGACGAGAAUCCGAUGCCUUCGCCGAUGGAGUCAAUUGUAGCAAUGUUUCUGAUGUCACUGACCAAUUUUGGUGAUUACUAUGCCGCGCUCGAGAACACGGCCCACGAGGGAUGUGCCAAGACCCUCUUCGUCAUCUACAUGGUGAUAGUGGCCGUCCUGUUGGUGAACUUGUUGAUCGCUAUGAUGGGUAACACAUACACCAAAAUAGCGGAGACGAAAAACGAGUGGCAGCGGCAGUGGGCCCGUAUCGUGCUGGUGGUGGAGCGUGGUGUCCCACCGGCCGAACGUCUGAAGAAUAUCAUGAGCUACAGCCAACCAAUGUCGGACGGACGGCGGGCGCUUGUGCUGCGAUUAAACAUGACCGACGAGGACAAGGAAGAGAUGAAGGAAAUCCUCGAGAUGAAACGUGUUCAUGAGCGGUUGUCGAAAAAGCGCCAAGUCGAGCGGGAAGCGCGAGCCGAAAAACGACGUCUUUGCAAGGAAAAGUACAUGAAUAUGCCAUAAAGAUAGCAACAUUUUAAUAUUGGUUAUUUAGACAAAUUGUUGUUUUUUUUAAACUA
Toxorhynchites rutilus septentrionalis is the source of this 2871-nucleotide messenger RNA. It is a transcript of the gene nan, whose product is annotated as transient receptor potential cation channel subfamily V member 5. Lineage: Eukaryota; Metazoa; Arthropoda; Insecta; Diptera; Culicidae. The transcript is spliced from 7 exons. The record is from RefSeq and is a predicted model, not a curated record. Gene Ontology annotation, cellular component: membrane. Gene Ontology annotation, molecular function: calcium channel activity; protein binding. The coding region runs from base 368 to 2815 and encodes 815 amino acids. Gene Ontology annotation, biological process: calcium ion import across plasma membrane.